UGCUUCAAAGCGUAGAGUACAAACUCAAAAUGUGGAGUUGCGAGAAUCACACACGACACUCGUUAACGGCGGUGCCCAAACCCACGUGGAAAUUGGAAUGUUGAUGAACAACAUCUCUGCCACUGCCUCUGAUUCCCCGCCUGCCUUAUCCUGAUCUCCAAUCCAGAAACCUCCCCCGUCGACGUAUCCAUGGCGACGUUAGGAGUAGUAUUCCCUCGCAUCAUCUGCCCACACAAUUCCAGACCGAGAUCCACCACUACAUCAAUGGCGGCAAACGCGAAUUCCCAUUCUCAAUUGAGGAAGGAAGAAAUAGUGAUCGUCGGAGCAGGAAUCGCUGGCCUAUCCACUGCACUCGCCCUUCGCAGGGAAGGAAUCGAAUCGCUGGUGGUCGAGCAGGCCGAUUCGCUCAGAGCCGAGGGGACUUCGCUUACGCUUUUCAAAAAUGGAUGGAAAGUUUUGGAUUCCAUUGGAGUCGGGGCUCUACUCAGAGAUCAAUUCCUUCGUAUUCAAGGGAUGGUUGUGAAAUCGAAUGACGGCCGAGAAUUACGCACAUUUAAUUUCAAAGACCACGACGAAAGUCAGGAGGUGCGUCCCGUGGAAAGGAGGAUUCUAUUGGAGACUCUUGCGAACAAACUACCUCAAAAUGCAAUUUCCUUUUCAUCCAAGCUCAAGAGCAUCGAACGAAGCGAAUAUAAUCGCUCACUACUUACAUUCGAGGAUGAUUCUCGGAUAUCAGCCGAGAUUGUCAUUGCUUGUGAUGGGAUACGGUCUCCCGUCGCCAAAUGGAUGGGCUUCCCGGAUCCCAAAUAUGUCGGACAAUAUGCUAUCCGUGGACUCGCAGUUUACCCUGACGGGCAACCUUUGGAGCCUAAAGUUACUUACGUAUACGGGAGAGGUGUCCGUGCCGGUUAUGUGCCGGUUUCCCCUACCAAAGUGUAUUGGUUUGUUUGUUUCAACAAACCAUCACCAGGCCCUAAAAUCACAAGCCCGUCCAUAUUAAGACAAGAAGCCGAGGAAUUGACUAAAGAUUGGCCUUCCGAGCUUGUAAGCAUCAUAGAGUCCACUCCGGACGAUGCAAUCAUAAGAACCCCUCUAAUGGACCGAUGGUUGUGGCCGGGGAUUGUCCCACCGGCCUCCACCGGACAAGUGGUUGUCGUAGGUGACGCAUGGCACCCAAUGACACCAAAUCUCGGACAAGGUGCAUGUUGUGCGCUUGAGGAUGCCGUGAUCUUGGCAAAGAAUCUAGCACAAGCACUAAAGCUUGGGUCGAUGAGCGUGGAGGAUGCUUUCCGAUUGUAUGAAAGGGAAAGGCUACCGAGAAUCUUUCCAUUGACGGUACGAGCGAAUCUUGUGGGUUCAUUGUUGCAUUUAAAGAAUCCGGUUGUUUGUUAUGUUCGAGAUAAUAUUGUUGUGUCCAAACUGGUCGAGCUCGGCCCUAUGUUGGAACAUACGAAUUUUGAUUUCGAACCUAUCCAGACCAUGGAAUGAAUGAACGAACAAUUGGCCGUUGUUGA
This is a messenger RNA of Andrographis paniculata, 1514 nucleotides long. Its product is annotated as monooxygenase 3-like. The transcript is spliced from 6 exons. Gene Ontology annotation, molecular function: FAD binding. Lineage: Eukaryota; Viridiplantae; Streptophyta; Magnoliopsida; Lamiales; Acanthaceae. The record is from RefSeq and is a predicted model, not a curated record. The coding region runs from base 190 to 1488 and encodes 432 amino acids.